Messenger RNA from Eurypyga helias (sunbittern), 2194 nucleotides. Its product is annotated as dedicator of cytokinesis protein 10-like. The record is from RefSeq and is a predicted model, not a curated record. The transcript is spliced from 19 exons. The annotation marks the transcript as partial. Gene Ontology annotation, molecular function: guanyl-nucleotide exchange factor activity. NCBI's taxonomy places the organism in Eukaryota, Metazoa, Chordata, Aves, Eurypygiformes, Eurypygidae. Gene Ontology annotation, biological process: regulation of cell migration; positive regulation of GTPase activity; dendritic spine morphogenesis.
AAAACUAAUUUAUUAUCUGUCACCACAGUACACCACAGAAACAGAAGAAACAGUGAAAGCCUCUCGAAAUAUGGAGCGACUAAACCUUUUCUCUUUGGAUCCUGAUAUAGCAUCAUUGAAUCCUCAGAAAAAGGAGUUUCCAGGGACAAACUCGGUGAUGAAGCCAUUUGAGGAAAAGCCUGCAAAGAGGAUCCUGAUAACUUGCAAAUCUCUCAAUUUGAAUCUCCAGGCCUGUGUUACUGAAAAUGAAAACGAUCCUUCAACCAAUGUAGAGCCUUUCUUUGUGAGCGUGGCACUGUAUGAUGUCAGGGAUGGGAGGAAGAUCUCUGCUGAUUUUCAUGUGGAUUUGAACCACACACUCGUGAGACAGAUGAUUUCUGGUUCUUUGCUCUCAUUAGAAAAUGGCACUGUUGAAAAUAUUGACUCAAAUGAAAUCGAAGAACCACAGGUCAAGGGGUUCCCAGAAGAAUGGCUGAAAUACCCAAAACAGGCUCUUUUUUCCAUAAGUAAUCCUCAUUCUGAGAUCGUAUUAGUGGCAAAAAUAGAAAAGGUGCUUACAGGAAAUAUUGCCAGCAGUGCUGAACCUUACAUUAAGAAUCCUGAUUCUUUUAAGUGUGCACAGAAAGUGUUAAAAUCCAAUAAACAGUUCUGUAACAAGCUGGGGAAGUACCGUAUGCCAUUUGCAUGGUCAGUGAGACCAGUGUUCAAAGAUAAUCAGGGAAAUGUUGACAGAGACUCCCGAUUUUCACCUUUAUUCAGGCAAGAAAGUAAUAAGAUUUCCAUGGAAGACUUGAUUAAAUUAAUAGCAGAAUACAGAAGAGCAGAGAAGAUUAGCAAAAUACAGACCAUACCUGGCUGUUUGGAGAUUGCAGUGGAUUGUGUUCCUUUGGAACAUCCAAACUGUGUAACUUCAUCUUUUAUUCCAAUCAAGCCAUUUAAUGACAUAAAGGAGCAUCAACCUACAGUGGAAGUUGAAGAGUUUGUACAGGAAUCCACAAAAUAUUCUCGACCUUACAGAGUAUACAAGAACCAAAUAUACAUAUAUCCAAAACACCUCAAGUAUGAUAGCCAAAAAUACUUCAACAAGGCACGGAAUCUAACCGUGUGCAUUGAAUUUAAAAGCUCUGAUGAAGAAGGAGCAAAGCCACUGAAGUGUAUUUAUGGGAAGCCGGGUGGACCAUUAUUUACGACGACAGCCUACACCGCUGUGCUCCAUCAUUCCCAGAAUCCUGAUUUCUAUGAUGAGGUGAAAAUUGAACUUCCCACUCAACUCCAUAAGAAACACCACAUUCUGUUUUCAUUUUAUCAUGUCACCUGUGACAUAAAUGCAAAAGCUAAUGCCAAAAAGAAAGAGGCUCUGGAAACACCAGUGGGAUACGCGUGGCUUCCUUUGUUGAAAGAUGCCCAGUUAGCUUCCCAAGAACACAACGUGCCAGUGGCAAGCAGUCUGCCUCCCAAUUAUUUGAGCCUUCAGGAACCAACUAGUGGAAAGCAGAUCGGCUGUGAUGUAAAAUGGGUAGACAGUGGGAAACCACUUUUCAAAGUCUCUACUUUUGUUGUAUCGACAGUAAAUACUCAGGACCCAUACCUGAAUAACUUUUUCCAUCAGUGCCAAGAAAGGGAAAAGGAUUUAUCCCAGCCUCCUACCUCAAACUUUAUCAAUUCUUGUAAGAAUUUGCUGAGGAUCGAGAAGAUUCAUGUAAUUAUGAAUUUUCUUCCCAUAGUCCUGAAUCAACUAUUCUGGGUUUUGGUGCAAAACAGCGAUGAUGAAGUUACAACAGCUGUGACCAGGGUUCUCACUAACGUUGUUGCUAAGUGCCAUGAAGAACAACUAGACAACUGCAUCAAUUCUUAUGUGACGUAUGUGUUCAGGACCAAAUCCUUUGAAGAAAGGACUGUUCAUGAGGAACUGGCCAAGAAUAUGACUGGUCUCCUGAAGCUGAAUGAUCAAGUAACAGUGAAACAGGUUUUAAAGCAUUCCUGGUUCUUCUUUGCAGUUAUCUUAAAAUCAAUGGCACAGCACUUGGUUGACACAAACAAAACAAAAGUUUCUCGAACUCAGAGGUUUCCAGAGUCAUUUCAAGCUGAGCUGGAUACACUUGUGAUGGUCUUAGCAGACCAUGUUGUUUGGAAGUAUAAAGAUGCUCUUGAAGAAACCAGGAAUGCAAACUACAGCACUGCCAAAUUUCUCAAG